Alosa alosa (allis shad) is the source of this 571-nucleotide messenger RNA. Its product is annotated as fatty acid-binding protein, heart-like. Gene Ontology annotation, molecular function: fatty acid binding. The transcript is spliced from 4 exons. Gene Ontology annotation, biological process: fatty acid transport. NCBI's taxonomy places the organism in Eukaryota, Metazoa, Chordata, Actinopteri, Clupeiformes, Clupeidae. Gene Ontology annotation, cellular component: nucleus; cytosol. The coding region runs from base 87 to 425 and encodes 112 amino acids. The record is from RefSeq and is a predicted model, not a curated record.
UGUUCAAGUAUCUCUGUGAUGCUGUCUACCCCCUCUCUCUUUUCCUAUCUCAUUCUCCUCUCUCUGCUCUUGAAGUAAGUCACAACAUGGCUGAAGCUUUUGUUGGCACAUGGAACCUCAAGGAAAGCAAGAAUUUUGAUGAUUACAUGAAAGCCCUUGGGGUGGGCUUUGCCACCCGGCAGGUUGGUGGCAUGACCAAGCCCACCACCAUCAUCACCAUGGAGGGUGAAAUUAUUACACUGAAGACUGUCAGCACCUUCAAGACCAUUUCCUUGGUGACAAUAGAUGGUGGCAAGCUGGUCCAUGUUCAGAAAUGGGAUGGCAAGGAGACGACUUUAGUAAGGGAAGUCAGUGGAAACACACUCACACUGACAUUGACACUGGGUGAUGUUGUGUGCACGCGCUCUUAUGUGAAAGCAGAGUAGAAGACCUACGUCCCUUCCUAACUACACUACUGAACAGGCUCUUUGUGUUCAGCUGAAAAUAUGUCUGAUACCUGCAUACUUGCUCUGUAUACCUGCCCAUUUAUUUUUAAUAAAUAAGUUACAAUGAUUUUUACAUCAAGCUCUAA